AUGGGUUCGGACAUCCUAUCUGGGGUCCCGGAAUACCGUACACUCCGACGUGCACAUGGAUGGGCGAAGACGGAUUUCAGUGGAAAGGAAUUUCAAGUUUCAAGCAUUUGGAGGUCGUUAUUUUUUGCUCAUAUCGGUGCAAGAGAAGAUCUUCUGGAUUUCGAAACAAUUAUACUGGCUGAUCAGAUAGGACGGUUCCUAAGUGCCCUCUUGGAGGCAAUUCUAAUCAGGCGUUCAAUUUUUGGAUCUGAUCCUGGAGGUGCAACUCUUGGGAAGUGGUUAAUGAAUCUUAAGGUUGUUUCGUGUGAAGAAAUUAUACCUUUUCCAGAUGUCGUUGAAGUCGUUCCAGGAGCUGAUCUGGGGAUUAUUCGAGCACUUGUACGUUCGCUGUUGAAAAGUACAAGCUUUCUCACGUUCUUCUCAUUCGUUUGUAUGAUGGUAUUUCAAUAUCAUCGAUGUACAUAUGAUAUUAUUGCUGGAACUUUAGUUGUACAACCUAUUACACCAACAACUAAUCAUCAAUCAAACAGUAAUAAUGAACAAAGACAACAACCCCAACAACAGUGAUUGGGCAUAACAAUGAAUUUCCAUGUUAAACUCGUUUAAAUGCAAGUAUUCAUUGUAACAUAAAUAUUUUUUGAGGUCAAAUUAAAAAUAAAUGCAAUUCUGUUCGUGUGCUCCACUUUAAACCAUAUAAUUUUGAUGGGAAGGUUUGUGUAUUUCUACUACCCGUUUUCCAAAAACCGAAAUACAUAGCAUAGCUUGGAUGUUAAAAUAAUUCUAUCUCCAGUGAUUCAAGUUUGCCUAAAAAGCCGCUGCUCUUGAUCAAACAAACUUACCUCUUGUCUAAGUGGAAAGAUUCUAAUAUAAAUUCAGUGUAAUAAUUAAAAAUCAUAUGCUUUAAUCUAAUAAUCGUAAUUCUAAUUCUGAAUGGAAACAUGAAAAUGAUAAUAUAACAGUGUCAACCAGAACUAAUGUGGAAGUUUUGUAUAUUGAACUACCUGAUGGACAUUCAACAAAGACUAGAAUCGACAGCGUAAACAUGUGAUAGUUAG
Molecule: messenger RNA, 1055 nt
Organism: Schistosoma curassoni
Lineage: Eukaryota; Metazoa; Platyhelminthes; Trematoda; Strigeidida; Schistosomatidae
Source: the annotation of a GenBank genome assembly